UGAUGAAAGCAUCAGACAUAUUUUUAUAGUUCUGUCGAGGGUUGAUUUCCAUGGAUGCGCCCAAGAGUGUUGAAGAUGUGGUCACAGUGGAUGUUCAUGAUGCUAGAAAACUUCUCAUCGAUUCCGGUCAUCGUUAUCUUGAUGUCAGGACCAAUGAAGAAUUCAACAAGAGUCACGUGGACAAUGCACUAAAUAUCCCUUACAUGUUCAUCACACAAGAAGGAAGGGUUAAAAAUCCUGAAUUUGUAGCUCAGGUCUCGGCUCUUUGUGACAAGGAAGAUUCCCUAGUUGUGGCUUGCAACAGUGGAGGGAGAUCUCUUAAAGCUUCUGUGGACCUUCUUAUUGCCGGCUACAAGAAUGUGAAGAAUAUGGCUGGUGGAUACUCGGCAUGGGUCGACAACGGGUUUGCUCAGGACUCAGCACCACCAGAGGAGUUAAAAACUGCUUGCAAGUUUCGGCGUUGAGAUAGUCUAUAAACCUAAAUUUGGUUUAUGGUAUUAUUGUAUGCAUCAAUGCAUGUUUUUUAUUGUACGUGAAAAAUAAUGUCAUGUGUGUAUGUCUUUUUUCUUUUUUUUUUGAAUAAAAUAUGAGACAUGUGUAUGUAAAGUAAGGG
This is a messenger RNA of Lactuca virosa, 613 nucleotides long. The record is from the annotation of a GenBank genome assembly. NCBI's taxonomy places the organism in Eukaryota, Viridiplantae, Streptophyta, Magnoliopsida, Asterales, Asteraceae.